ACACGUGUGUGCUGGUGGUGUAUGCUUAUAAUAGCUCCAUGGUGUGGUGGUAUUUGUGGCAAGCAGCCAGCAAACCGGUGCUCUUCGAAGACGGUACCAACAGUUUGAGCAAGGGGGAGGUGCUACGUCGUCCAUGUUGGUGUUUUGAACUUCAGUGCUGACACCAGUCGCCAUGUUCUAAAUCUUAGGAUUCUGAUCAGCUGGUUUCUUGACUGAUAAAGACGCAAUAAUGCUCUCUGUUUUGUUGAUUCUGUUUGCCGGUGUGAUUUGUACUGCUUCUGCUCAACAGACAGGAUGUCCAACUGGUCACUUUCAGUGUACGUCCGGCCAGUGUAUAUCAGCAUCUGGGACAUGCAAUGGAUACCCAAAUUGUCAAGAUGGUUCUGAUGAAGAGGGUUGUGUCUACCCGGAAUGUGAACCCAAUACCUUCCAGUGUCCAAAUAGUCCGUCAUGUAUCCCCGAAGCAUGGUUGUGUAAUGGCUUCACUGAGUGCAUUAAUGGUGAAGAUGAAGACAAUUGUCCUGACGUCCCUUGCACCAGUGAGCAAUUUACCUGCGUCUCCACGGGCCGCUGCAUCUAUGCGAGUUGGCAAUGUGACUACUGGGAUGACUGCGGGGACAACAGCGAUGAGGUUGACUGUGAUUUUCCAAGCUGUGCUCCUGGGGAGUUCCAGUGUAAGUAUGGGAGUUGUAUCAACGAGUCUCAAGUGUGUAACGCUGAGAUAGACUGCUAUGAUGGCGGCUCGGAUGAAAGCAACUGCACGUUUGCAACUUGCCUUCCUCAACACACGGCGUGUCAAAGUGGAGAGUGCCUACCGGCGGAGUAUAAGUGCAAUCACUACGCACAAUGCUGGGACGCGUCGGACGAAGUGAAUUGCACUCAUGCAGAAUGUCAAGGGAGUCAGUACAGAUGCAAUAGUGGCCAAUGUAUACCAACACGCUGGGUUUGUGAUGGGAUAUUAGACUGUUCCGACCGAUCUGAUGAAGAAAAAUGUGUUGGCACAUUCUCCUGCCCUCCCGGGCAAUGGCCAUGUUCGAGAAGCUUAAGGAAGUGUGUAGAUGUAAACACACUCUGCGAUAGUCACAACGACUGCCCGGAUGCAGAAGAUGAAGAUCUGCCCUGCAAUUCCCGGUCAUGUGGCUACCUGAGCUGUGAAUACCAAUGCCAUUCAGCUCCAAAUGGGGGGACGUGUUACUGUCAGCCUGGUUUUGUCAUCUCCUCUGACAAUAGAACCUGCGAGGAUUUUGAUGAGUGUAACCAUUGGGGUUACUGUGCGCAUGGAUGUCAGAAUGAAGCAAGUACCUACCAGUGUUCAUGUGAAGAAGGCUACAUGCUAGAAGGAGAUGGAAUGUGUAGAUCAAUAGCCACUGACGUUCCUUACCUCUUGGUCACGUCCGGACAAACAAUAACGCGAUCAAACUUGAAUGGUGAGCAAAAGUUAACCAUCGCUACAGUACCUGAUUCCAUCACCCCUGAAAACCUGGACUUCCACUUUAGCUUGAGAAAGAUUUUCUGGACUUCUGAAAAAGGGGUUCACUCUUCAAACUUCAUGGGAGGGAAUCCAACUGAGCCGGAGGUGGUGUUUGCUGUUCCAGAGCGAAUCACAAUUGCGGCACUCGCUGUUGACUGGAUCGGGAGCAAACUUUAUAUGGCUGAGAGACUUCCAGAACGAAUUUUGGUCUCGGAGCUAGAUGGUACCAACUCGGCAUCGGUCAUCAGCUAUGAUAUUCAUACAGUUUCAGCAUUGGCUGUGGACCCUGUUAAUGGGUACUUGUUUUUCGGCAGUGGUUCAAGAUAUUGGUGGAGAGACGAACAACAUUUAAAACUUGAACGGUCUUUUAUGGACGGCAGCCAUCGAGCUGUGCUUGCAACCGAAAAAGUUUAUUCCAUCUCUGGGAUCGCUCUGGACAUUCCAACGAAAAGAGUCUUUUGGAUUGACCAGAGUUAUGACUUCAUGAAUACUGUUACCUAUGAUGGACAUCAUCGCUACACGAUUCUGCAAGGGUUUCAGGUGAUUCCUUCGCCCCAAUCUUUAGCAGUCUUUGAGCGUUUUGCCUUCAUUGCUGAUCAUACCAGAGAUGCCGUCCUACGCGCGGAUCGUUACGACUGGUCCUCUGAUGUGACGAUCAGACUUCCUGUUACUGAAGUGGAACCCAAAGGAGUUUCUGUUUACCACUCAUCACAACAACCAUCAGUACCAAAUCCGUGUGGAUCGAAUAACGGCGGAUGCGAGCAUCUAUGCGUUGUGUCCCAUCGCUCUGACAAUCAUGGUCUGGGCUACAAGUGUAUGUGCCGAAGUGCCUACAGAUUAAAUGAAGAUGAAACGACCUGCUCAGAGAUCACAUCCUUUCUUCUUGGCUAUAGCUAUGUGGUGAUGCACGGAAUCUCAUUGAACUUCAAUGAAGAGAAUUUGGAAUGCAUUGAACCAAUCGUCAGAGGCUCAGUAGAAUCAUCUAACUCGUACGACUUGUACGUUUCUACUGACCCCGUAAUCGAUGCUGAGAGUAGGUACAUCUACCACGUGCGAAGGGGUGGAGUCCUCCGCCGAGUUAAAACUGAUGGAACAGGAGGAGAAGAUUUCAACAUUGGACAUUUCUACCCACGCGGCAUGAGCUAUGAUUGGUUGUCAAAGAAUCUGUAUUGGAAAGAUCUUUAUUAUGACGUCAUAGCAGUACUUAAGCUUGAUGGAGACUUCACUGUGGAGACAGUUGUUAAUGACAAUGCAAAGAGCUUUUCUAACAUUCAAGUUGCCCCACUGGCUGGGUAUUUGUUUUGGUACAAUUAUGAUGAACGGAAGAUAGAACGAUUUUGGUUGGAUGGCUCUCAUCGUGAAGAUGUUAUUACUGGUGAGAUUGGCGGAGUUCGUGAACUCCGAGUUGAUCAUCAAACCAGCAUGCUCUACUGGAUUUCCUAUUCAGGUGUAGUUUGGCAAGCUAAUUUAGAUGGCGGGUCACGUACAAUUGUUGAUCUUGGUGUAUCUUCUUUUGUAUAUUCAAUGGCUAUCAACAAUGGUAUCGCAUACCUCUCAUCAUAUAAAGGAAACAUUCUAACUUUAAAUGUGUCCAGUGGAUACCCAGCACGGGUUUUCGGCAAAGUUCGACACUCACAUUUAAUGUUGUACUCACUGGAAAUACAGACAUCGGUUGAGAAUAUUUGUUCCCGUAACGGAGGUAACAGUGACUGCAGUCAUUUUUGCUUUCCCGCACCUUCAAAUCAGAGGACUUGUGGUUGCCCAAUAAACAUGAGGCUCAUGGCGGACCAACGGACAUGUGAAGAUGAUCCCAAUCCUGAGAAUCCAUGGUCAUGCAAACCGGAGCAACAGUGCGAUGAUGGCACUUGCCUCCACCUGCACUUAAUCUGUGAUGGUUUUAACGAUUGUCCCAACAAUGAAGAUGAACGCAAUUGCAGUAGCUGUUCCCGCUUUGUGUUUGAAUGUGAGGAUGGUUCAGGGUGUGUGCCAUGGCCUGACCAAUGUGACCAAGUAGAUGACUGUGCAGAUGGGUCGGAUGAAGAAAAUUGCGGUAACACAUGUGAUGAAGAUAGUUUCCAUUGCGCCGAUGGUUCUUGUAUACCGCAGAGAUGGGUCUGCGAUACUAACACUGAAUGUCCAGACGGCUCAGAUGAAAUAAACUGUGAGGAUUACACAUGUCCACCUGAUCAUUUUACCUGUGAAUCGGGUUCAUUGUGUCUCCCUGAACGUUAUGUCUGUGAUGGCUUCAAUCAGUGUCCAGACCUCAGUGAUGAGGCUAAUUGUGGUACCGUGAACUGCUCCAGAAGCUAUUGGGCUAAUUGGGCGUGUGCUAACGGCUACGAGUGCAUCUCUCCACGGUAUGUGUGUGAUGGUCAAUAUGACUGUGGAGAUUGGUCAGACGAAAAAGAUUGUGACACCUACUCAACCUCAUGCUCACAGUGGUAUAUAACAUGUGCAUCCACCGGCACCUGCAUAUCAAAGCGUUGGCAAUGUGAUGGUGUGGCUGAUUGCGAAGAUGGGUCCGACGAACCAAGUGACUGUGGGGAAGUGACUUGUGAAGGAUUUGCCUGUAGUGCAUAUACUUGUAUAGCUCAAAACUGGGUUUGCGAUGGGGAAAAUGACUGUGCAGACGCUAGUGAUGAGGAAAACUGUCCUGUACCUGAAUUUGCCUGCCCGGCUGAGCAUUGGCAAUGUCCAGACACAACGCAGUGUGUUCCGUUUGCUUCAGUGUGUGAUCAGAGCAAUGAUUGUCCCAACGGGGAAGACGAAGGCAGCGACUGUAAUUCUGAUGAGUGUUCUAUCUUUAACGGACAAUGCAGCCAUAUCUGUCUACAAACACCCUUCGGAGCGGCCUGCGAAUGCCCUGCAGGCUACCAGCUGAGCAACCCAAAGGAGUGUGUUGACUUUGAUGAAUGCACGGUUCCAGACAGCUGUAGUCAGGCCUGCACAAACGCAAGAGGAAGCUUCAUCUGUCAAUGUGCAGAUGGGUAUCUCUUGGAGCCAAACAGGAGAACAUGCAAGGCGUCUGAUCCUUCCACUCCAUACCUCAUACUUACUGCAAGGCAAUCAGUGCGUAAAUACAACCUACACACAGGCGUGUGGUUUGACGUUAUGAAUGACAGAUCCCAUCGAGUAUUCUCUGCUGAUUUUGACGCGUCGACCGGUUACAUCUAUUAUGCAGAAGCUGAAAGUGAUUCUAUGUACAAAACGAACAUCAAUGGAACAGACACGGAGGAGGUUUUUGGAAAUGGUAUCCAAGCUCCAACAGCAAUGGCUGUGGAUUGGGUUGGUCGAAAUGUCUACUGGAUGGACUCCAUAAUGGAACUCAUUGAAGUUGCUAGCUUGGAUAGGAACCAUAGAUCAGUUCUAAUUUCUCAGAAUAUCAGCCUUUGUAAUGGACUGUGCGUGGACCCUACGGAAGGGAGUCGUUACAUCUUCUGGGUUGCCCGGAGUCGGAACCCACGCAUUGAACGUGCCAGUAUGGACGGCACUGACCGCCAAGUCAUUAUAUCUGAGGAUCUACAGGAUCCCUAUGGUUUGACAGUGGAUUUACCUACCAAGAAACUCUACUUCGGAGAUAAACGCUUGGAUUUUAUUGACUCCUGUAAUUAUGAUGGGACUGGAAGGCGGAGAGUGCUCGUGCAUUCCACGCAAUUUACAGGGCUUAUUGCGCUGACGAUUUUUGAAGACUAUAUAUACUGGAUCAACUCUGGGUCUGGAGUUCUUUUGAAAGCCAAGAAGUUUAACGGGGAGAAUAAGACGGUCAUUUCACCCUGGCGCUACUUCAGUACUGAUUUACACGUAUUUCAUCCAGCUAUCCAGCCAACAGCUGCUAACCCAUGUGUUUCAAAUCCGUGCACCCACCUAUGUGUGUUGUCGUCAAAUGAUCCUGGUUUUUCCUGUCUCUGUCCGGCUGGCCAGGAUCUACAAACAGAUGGAACAUGCAGACGGGUCGGCCCUUUCCUCAUGGUGAUUCAACGUGGGUUAAUUAACGGUAUCUCGUUAGACCCUGACGACCAAUCUCUGAAUCAGAUGCAAGCGAUAGCCACGGAGUAUGAUGCUUUCGAUCUAGACUUUGAUGAAACUGGAGGCUUCAUUUACUGGUCAGAGUCGGAAGAUCAAGAACAUGAUGAAGAGGAUAGUGCUCUAAGAUCGAUCAUGCGCGCUGAGGUCACCGGUAUAAAUAGCUCGGAGAUCUUCGUCCCUACGGCUUAUCUGGGCUCUCCCGUGGGGAUUGCCCUUGACCAUCUCUCCCGCAACAUCUACUGGACUAAUCCAGACAAGCAUACCAUCGAAGUCAUCAAACUGGAUGGUGAGAGUAACUAUCGCCGGGUCGUCGUCCAGAACAGCGGGGAUAGCUCUCGUGUGGCAGACCCUGACGCCAUCUGCCUGGACCCUGGGAGUGGGAUGAUGUAUUGGGCAGAAAAUGGCGGAGUUGGUGUCCAGCCCGGGAUCAUGAAGGCUAAUAUGGAUGGCACAGGUAUACAGUCGUUGGUCACCACUAACCUUGGCCACAUUGACUUUAUCACUAUUGACCUUGAGCAACACAUGCUGUACUGGUCAGAAAGCACCAACCAAGUGAUUGAGCGCUGUAACGUGGAUGGAACAAACAGGCUAGUCCUUGUCACUGAUGUGCAUCAUCCAAUGGGUGUAGCUGUUUAUGAAAAUUUCCUGUAUUACACAGACUCUGCGUUUGAGAGAAUAAUGAGAGUGAAUAAGAAUGACGGCAGUAGCCCGACAGUGAUGCGGACCGGAAUACAGGACCUGAAGGCCCUGAGAGUCUCUGUACGUGUUGGUCCGACGUCCAACGGAUGCUCACAAUCCAACGGAGGCUGUCAACACAUCUGUUUGCCAACAGGCCCAACCUCACGAACCUGUGCUUGCAGUAUUGGGUUCAUAAUUAAUAGUGAUGACGUAACGUGCGGAAGUAUAAGUUCCUUUGCUGUUGUGUCACAGUUCGCGGUGACACGAGGCUUUGGUCUAGAUGGAAAUGAACAUCCGGAAGCGAUGGUACCUAUUGCUGGUAAAUGGAGGCACACGAAGGCCCUUGACGUCCACGUGGCAGAAGAAUUUAUUUAUUUUGUUGACAACAAAAUACCCUUUAGAUACUCACAUGUCUUCUACUGGUAUCCAAUGGUAACUGGGAUACAACGGAUCAAACCAGACGGUAGUGGAUACCAAGAAAUUGUGGGGACUGGCGUGGGAACUGGCGGAAUACAAGGAAUUGCUGUGGAUUGGAUCGCUGGGAAUCUGUAUUGGACCAACGCAUUUGGAAGCGUAACAUACUUAGAAGUAAGUCGUUUGGAUGGAAGUCAAAGACUUGUUCUUCAAAAGAUCACACAUGAUAACCCAGGAGUCAUUUCUGUCAACCCUCAUAAGAAGUAUUUGUACUGGGCAGACUCCGGGCAAUUUCCUAGGAUAGUUCGAGCAUUCUUAGACGGCUCAAAUCAGACGGACCUGGCAACAAUUGGUGUUGUGCACCCCUGUGGUAUCACAAUCGACAUUCAGACCCACGACGUAUUGUGGGUUGACAGAACUGCUGACGUCCUGGAGAAAAUGGACUGGCAAGGCGGCAACCGACGAAUAAUCAGGAGUGGGCUUCCAAACCCUACCGGUGUGGCAGUAUUUCGUGAUUCGGUCUACUGGUUAGACGGGAACCUGGAGAAGGUUUUCCAAGCAAGCAAAUUACCAGGCAGUGACAAGGAACCAGACGUGUUUCAUUCCAACUUGGAGGAUCUGCAAGCUAUCGCCAUAUUUGACGCUAGGAACCAAUUAAGCUCAAAUGACAAUGCUUGUGGAGUCAACAAUGGAGGCUGUGAGCAACUCUGCCUUGCCAUGCCGGCCGAUGCACAUGUAGCUGGUGAUCGUGUUUGUCGCUGUUACGUUGCAGUCCUGGCUUCAGAUGGCUUCACAUGCCAGAAUGCCACCAGUUUCCUGAUACUUUCCUUUUAUAAACAAUUUGUCGGUGUGAACUUUGACGCCACGAACCAUAAUUCUCCAAUCAAUCCGAUAGUCCUGGAGCAAAAUAUGGAAUGUUUCGCAGUACAUGAUGCCUCACAACGCAUCUACUUCAUUACGGCCUACUCUGUCCGCAAACUGAUGUCUGUCCCUGUGCAUGGCGGACAAGCCAUAGAAAUUAAGGAUUUCAGCGGUGUUUUAAGUAGUUAUGUGAGAGUAAUGCAGAUAGACUGGCUGCACGAUCGACUGUACUUGGUGCAUUCGCUCCAAAUCUCUGCAAUUGACUUGGACGGUAACAACCUGGUGCAUGUUGUCACUUCAACAGGAGGGAGGGUGUAUGAUUUUGGCUUGGACCCUUGCAGAGGAAUGAUGUAUUGGCUAAGCAACAGUGGUAUCUUUCGAUCCUCAAUGGGCGGUAGACAAAAGGAGAAGAUCAUUGACAUUCAAGGUAGGAGAUGGAAACUGAUUGUUGACUCCAUCGACCAGAAACUGUACUGGAAAGAGGGGAUAAAGCUCAUGCGCUCGGAUCUUGAUGGCAAUAACCAAGACACAUUGGUUGAGAAUGCGGAUAUUUCAAUGACAAUGAGAUCUAUGGUGAUCCACGGGAAUUAUCUCUAUUUUACGGGUUACUACACCCUGAGUAAAAUGGAGAAAGACACUGGGGCUGACCAGACUGUUAUACAUCAACACAGAGAUGAAGUGCUAGAUGACUUGCAAGUCUACAACGGAGAGCGUCCCGUUUGUACAGCCAGUUCUUGCUCGAUAUUCAAUGGAGGAUGUAGUCAUACUUGCCAUCCAGGGAUGAACGGAGGCGUCGACUGCCUGUGCCCUUUUGAUUUAGUCAUCGCAAAUAACGGACGAGUCUGUGUUCCUCCAACCGCAAGCUGUGGUGUUGAUGAGUUUACCUGUGCUAAUGGCAAUAAAUGUAUUCCAGUGAGUUGGGAAUGUGAUAUUGACGAUGACUGUGGGGAUAACUCCGAUGAAGGGACCAACUAUUGCUUUGAUCACACGUGUGAAUCUACAGAGUUUAUGUGCACCAAUGGCCGCUGUGUUCCAUCAAGCUUCAUUUGUGACUACGAUAAUGACUGCAGGGAUAACUCUGAUGAAGUUAACUGUGAGUUUCCAACAUGCCCAGGUGAUGAUUAUACCUGCCCGAAUGGCCGAUGUAUUCCACAAGACUAUCUCUGUGAUGGAUAUGAUGAUUGUCGAGAUGGCAACUACACGGACGAGAGGAAUUGUCCUGAAAUGACCUGCGUACCUCCCUACGUGUCAUGCCCCUUCACCAGCAUAUGCAUUCAUCCUCAUUGGCGUUGUGAUGGUGAUAAUGACUGUGUUGACAAUGGUGAUGAGAAUCCACUGUUCUGUCAGGAACAGAAUUGUCCGACUUCAUCAUUUCGUUGUGAUUCUGGACAGUGUGUAUCUGGCUUCUGGCUGUGUGAUGGCGGUAUCGAUUGUCAAGAUGGCUCUGAUGAAGAUGAUGUGACGUGCACCCACCCUGACUUUACCUGCACCACAAAUUACUUCAAGUGUGAUAACAACAGGUGCAUCCCCGACAGUUGGGUCUGUGAUUCUGAUAAUGACUGUGGUGACGACUCUGAUGAAGACGGACGUCACAACUGUGACACUCAUGAAUGCGCGGAGGAAUUCUUCACCUGUGCCCAGAAUCGUCCUGGCCGCAACCGAUGUAUCCCGAUGAAUUGGGUGUGUGACGGGGACAGCGACUGCGAGCACGCUGAUGAUGAACACAAUUGUACACGAACCCCGUGUGCCGAUGGCGAGUUUACAUGCGGUAAUGGUUUAUGCAUUGCGUCGGAAUGGGAAUGCGAUCACGACAAUGACUGUGGUGAUCAGAGUGAUGAAGGCGGCCAUUGUGACUAUCCAGAGUGUACAAUUUCUGAGUUUACCUGUAACAAUGGCCGAUGUAUCCGCGCCUCAUGGACGUGUGACGGUGAUAAUGAUUGUCGAGACUACUCAGACGAGCAGAAUUGUGUGACCCCGCCUGUGACAUGUCCACCUGAUAAUUUCAUGUGUAUAGAUGGAACCUGUAUCGCAGCUAACCUAGUGUGCGAUAAAAACAACCAUUGUUCUGAUAUGUCUGAUGAACAACAUUGUGAUAUAAAUGAGUGUGACAAUCUUGAGGCGAACCAGUGUCAACACGUAUGCACAGACACUCUGACGAGCUUUGUCUGCUCCUGCAACCCUGGCUUCAGACUCAACGCCGACACCAUAACAUGUUCCGAUAUCAACGAAUGUGAAGAAACGCCCGCAGUCUGUAGCCAGCAAUGCGAGAACACGCACGGAUCAUAUAUCUGUAAGUGUGCUGACGGGUACGCCAUUGAACCAAACGCAAAAUCCUGUAAACAUAUUUCAGGAGGAGACCCAUCUCUGAUCUUCAGUAACCGUUACUACAUCCGAGAGCUGAGCGUCGACGGUACACAGUAUGACCUUCUCAAGGAGGGGCUAAUCCAGUGUAUUGCACUUGACUUUGACAUUGUUGAGGAUCGCCUGUACUUCUUGGACGUCGGAACGGAUCAGAUUAUGCGAAUGUUUAUCAACGGAUCUGACGCGGAGGUCAUCGUCCCUUACCAAGUCAGCAGCGGACAAGGACUGGCUGUGGAUUGGGUCGGAAGGAAACUUUAUUGGUUGGAAGGUUCCAAAGACAUCAUGGAAGUUUCUGAAUUGGACGGUUCCUCAAGAAAGACAAUCAACUGGCAGGAUAUGGUGUAUCCACGCGCUGUCACUGUGGAUCCACGCAACGGGUAUGUUUAUUGGACGGACUGGGGUUUGAGUUCGUACAUUGGAAGGAUGGGUAUGGACGGAAACAACCCCCAGAGGAUCAUCACAGAGAAACUAAUCUGGCCAAAUGGUCUGACAAUCUGCUACGCGGCUAACAAAAUAUUCUGGAUUGAUGCUCAUCUUAAUUACAUUGGCUUCGCUAAUCUUGAUGGAUCCUCCCCACAUGAGCUCCCAGGCCAAGACCUGGCCCAUCCUUUUGCCCUGUCCGUCUUUGAAGACUUUGUCUACUGGACAGACUGGAACACAAAGGCCAUCUACAAGGCUGACAAAUUCUCUGGUGAAGGUGUAACGAUGUUGAGAGAGACUGUUCAUCGGCCGUUUGAUAUUCACGUCCAUCAUCCGUUGCGACAAGACCAAUCGAUUGCCAACCCAUGUGGUGCCAACAAUGGUGGCUGCUCCCAUCUGUGCCUCAUUGCGAUUGGAGGAAUAACCUCCACUUGUGCCUGCCCAGACAACUUCAUCUUCACCCAAGGUAGCCGCACGACCUGCGUCGCCAACUGCUCCGUGCUGGAAUUUCGAUGCGCUGAUGAUAACGAAUGUAUCCCUAAAUACUGGAAAUGCGACGGUGAGACCGAUUGCAAUGAUGGUUCGGAUGAGCCUGACUCUUGCCCAGUACGCCACUGUCAUCUCGGGUUCUUCCAAUGCGAUAAUCUACAGUGCACGGCGGGACAGACUCUAUGUGAUGGCACUGAUGACUGCGGCGACAAUUCGGAUGAGGUAAUGUGCGAUUCUAGUCACUGUAAAGCGUGGGAGUUCAGAUGCGACUCUGGGAAUUGUAUUCUACACAAUCAAGCCUGCGACGGAGUAAGCGACUGCCUAGAUGGGUCCGAUGAGAAACAGGAAACUUGCACAAGUAGAACAUGCUCUCCUGGAUUCUUCCAAUGUAAUACUGGAUAUUGUAUCCCAGAGUCGUGGGUCUGUGAUUUUGACGACGAUUGCGGUGACAUGAGUGACGAGCCUCACAGAGAAUGUCAACGUGUGACUUGUGCCGUGGGUUGGGAGCCAUGUACAACCAACUACAGAUGUAUUCCCUCGUGGGCAGUCUGUAAUGGAGUGGAUAACUGCCGCGACAACAGCGACGAGGUGGGUUGCGAACAGCGCACCUGUGCAUCCGGAGAAUUCCGCUGCGACGAAACGAAGUGCAUCCCCGGUCAGUGGCUCUGCGACUUCACUGCGGAUUGUGACGACGGUACCGAUGAGGAUGAGACGUGCCUACACAGAGAGUGCAGCGAGUCGGAGUUCCGUUGUGCAACCAAUCAGUGCAUCCCAAACAGAUGGGUCUGCGAUCACGACGACGACUGCGGGGAUCUGUCGGACGAGCUGGCCUGUCUGAACUAUGAGUGUUUGCCGGGAAGCUAUAAGUGCACCAGUGGGCAUUGCAUCAAUGAGGAUUAUGUGUGCGAUGGGGAAAGAGAUUGUUUGGACUUCUCUGACGAAGUCGGCUGUUCUACUCGACUACCCGGAGGCCUGUACUGUUUUGCGACACAGUUCACAUGCAACAACACGUUGUGCAUCAGAGAAGACUGGGUGUGUGACGGAGAAGAUGACUGCGGUGACGGAUCAGAUGAAAGCCUCUUCGCUUGUGCCAACAAUGUUUGCGACACCAGCAAAAGGUUCAAGUGUAACAAUAACCGUUGCAUCCCGCAAUGGUUCGUCUGUGACGACGUUGACGACUGCGGAGAUGGGAGCGACGAGAAUAACCAUGAUGUGUGCCAGGCGGAAGGAUGUGCCUCGGAUCAAUUCAAAUGUACCAAUAACGAGUGCAUUCCUGCAGGGUAUGUUUGUGAUCUGGAGGCAGACUGCAGCGACCUCUCGGAUGAGCAUGGCUGCCAUUCUGGAUCUUGUGCCAUGGGUAGCUGUGAAAUGAACUGCACUAAUCUCGACGAUGGACACUUCUGCUCAUGUCAACAGGGUUAUAAGCUAACAGACGACCGCCUUGGAUGUGAAGAUAACGACGAAUGUCUCGACAACCCGUGUACACAAAAGUGUACCAACUUCAAGGGUGGCUACCGGUGCGAAUGUAUCAGAGGUUACAAUGAUCGAGGCGACAAAGGAAUUGACUGCAAAGCUGAGGGAGUACCAAAGGUAGUUGUUUUCACCGAUGGCCCAGAAAUUCGAAGAUUUGAGGAAUCUGAAUACACCAACAUAAUCAUAGACCAGGGAGCAGUGCAUGAUGUUGAUUUCGACGUAACGUCAAGUGCUCUUUACUGGGUGGAUAAGUCAUUAGGUGCUGUAGUGAGAGCUUUGUACCCUACCGGCCUUGAUCAGAAAAUCACAACGCAGACGAUUGUGGAGAAUAUUAACCAACCUCUUGGAAUCUCUGUUGACUGGGCCUCUGGCAAUAUUUAUUGGUUGGACUUUGGGGAUAAGUUACCACCAUCGGGACGAUCUAGACGAGACACUCUGUUCGCUGGCCCUAGGAUCGCUGUCUCUAAAGUUGAUGGACGCUACAUCAAGAAUUUGAUUACAACCGGUCUGGACAAGCCAACUGCCAUUGCUGUCAAUCCUCAUCGUGGUGUAAUGUACUGGACAGACACCGGUGACUCGCCAAAGAUCGAGAUGAGCUGGAUGAACGGAGAGGGGCGUCAAGUCUUGGUAACGGAGCAAAUCACUAACCCCACCGGUAUCACCAUAGACUUUGCCAAUUAUGACACUGUCUAUUUCUGUGACAACAAAGACAAUGUGAUUGAAUCAAUGCGCUGGGACGGGCAGCAACGGAAAAUCCUCAAAUCUGGGAGCUCUUUGGAGAAUCCAUUAUCUCUUGAUGUGUUUGAGACGCUUCUUCAUUUCACUACGGAGCGAGUCGGCAUAAGCGGAAAGAUUAGGACGCUGGACAAGCUCGGUAGAGGGGUACCGACCACACUAGUAGAACGAGCUUACCUACCUGGCGGACUUGUUGUGUAUCAUGAGAAGAGAUAUACAAAAGACUUGGUAGGCGCAUGUAAGGGUAACCCGUGUAGUCAUCUGUGUCUGCUGAUACCAACCACAGCAGGGAACCAGGUAACCAAUGGCUACAAAUGUGGCUGCCCGAACGAUGAUGUCUUCAAGUCCGGCAGUGAGAUCAACUGCCUGAGUGCUAAAGCGCCCCCUCUCCUUAUUCCCGGCCUUCCCGAUUGCAGAUGUAAGAAUGGUGGGACGUGCAUCGACAAAGGAAAAUGCCAGUGUACAUCAGGAUUUGAAGGCGACACCUGCUCGACAAGAUCUGCAUUCAAGGGUGGUCCAGCCGGUGGUGCGGUGGCAGCUCCUAUUGUCAUCAUUAUUCUGAUCAUCAUUGCCGCAGUCGUAGGAUUUCUUUUCUACCGUCGUCGAUCAAUGAAUGGGAAGCCACAUGUCGAUAGCAGCGUAAGCUAUCGUGGAGGAGCCAAUAUUGAGAUGCCUGGUCAGACCCCUGCAGUUGAUGGGGACGUUGAAGGGAACACCCACUUUGCUAAUCCUGUCUAUGCAACCAGCGUCCAAUCACCAGCCCUUCAGGCAGUGGGUAAUGGAGACCAAGCCGGCGCCUUACCCAUGAAAGUAGCUAUUGGUGGCGACCAGGCCGGCCCUCUUCCUGAGAAGACCGGGCUCCCUGACGAAGAGGAACUCGACUUGCGGCUACAGAAAUCCUACAGUCCAGCUGAAGGCGAGGGUGACACCAAGACGUUAGUUACAAAAGAUUAGACUCUCAAUGCUGGAUAUUUUACUGUUGUUAUUUGAGGCGUUCAUUUGGAAGUUUGGAUCGCUUCUUGAGAAGUAUCGGCACCGAUGAAUAGCUUGUUAGUGUAUUGUUAACGUCUGAAUCCCUCAACUGCAUUUAAUGGCAGUCCAUUUUUUUAUAACAACUCAUUUUCCGAACGAGUCCUUAGGGAAAUUUGAACAAACAAUUACAAAUCUCUAAUCUCACGUUGAAAAUGGUGUAAAAUGACAUUGUAUUUUAAAUACCCUCCAAGUGUAAAUUUUGUCCAAAAAAAAACCUGAAAAGAUCCUUGUGACGGGGUUUAUGGCGUUUUGUACAUCCGAGGGGAGAAAUGGCAUCCGAGGCAAAGCCGAGGGUGCCAUUUUCCCCCGAGGGUGUUAAAAAAAAAACAAUGGACCCCAAACACAGCAUGCAACAAUU
Asterias rubens (European starfish) is the source of this 14318-nucleotide messenger RNA. Its product is annotated as low-density lipoprotein receptor-related protein 2-like. NCBI's taxonomy places the organism in Eukaryota, Metazoa, Echinodermata, Asteroidea, Forcipulatida, Asteriidae. The transcript has 86 exons. The record is from RefSeq and is a predicted model, not a curated record. Bases 230 to 13882 code for a protein of 4550 amino acids. Gene Ontology annotation, molecular function: calcium ion binding; protein binding.